This is a messenger RNA of Thunnus maccoyii (southern bluefin tuna), 4073 nucleotides long. RefSeq lists its product as uncharacterized. Lineage: Eukaryota; Metazoa; Chordata; Actinopteri; Scombriformes; Scombridae. The transcript has 7 exons. The coding region runs from base 136 to 3939 and encodes 1267 amino acids. The record is from RefSeq and is a predicted model, not a curated record.
GCCCUACGUCACAUCCCAUCUCGGAUGCAAACCCAAAUAAAUAAAUCUUGGUGCUUCGGCCCCCUGCUGGAGCUCUACCUGUGAAACAGAGAAAGGAACAAGCCUCCUCUGAUUUUUUAAUUUCCCCUCUGCAGGAUGUCUUUCCCUUCCUCUUUUGGUAUGCAGGUGGCAGCUAUUAUGGAUGUGUUGGCGAAGGCUGCAGUCGCAGAAAUAACGAAGCUGGUGGAUGACGGGAUCGUGUCUCUGCGCCUGGAGAUGUGUCGGAGGGACAGCGAGCUUCAGGAGCUCAAAAGAAGUUUAAAAUCGAUGGAGGUUGAACUCUGUAAUGCUCAAGAAGCAGCCACAACCCGAGCUAAAGAGGGCAAACAGGAGCAGACACCAUCAGGGAUUCAGGUGCCAAGUAAAGAUGAAGAAGACCAGGAAAGGCCUGCAGUGUAUCUGGAACCGAACCCUGGUGAUUCACUCUGCGAGCCCCAACUUGGAACAGAAGAGAUCAAUAACAUGAGGCCAGUGGUGAAAUGUGAGCCAGCAGAUGAACUUGCCACCCAGGAAACAACUGACAACAUUGCAACAGCAGCCAAUAACUCCUGCUUUGAUGCUGGAGAGCCAGACGAUCAGAUCUGGCCUCCUCCUGCUUGUAGCAUGUUUGAGGAAAGCUCAGUUGAAGCAGUGCACGCAAUGCAGCAGCAAAUACCGAUUUUCUCCUCUCACCCCGAACAAUUUGCUGCUCACAGAAACACAGAAAAUUCCUAUAAUUCUUCAUCGACCGCAGUAGAAGAAUUUGCAGAUGAUUCCUUAAGCGUGCCGAUAAAAGUAGAGGUUGAGAUGCGACCUAUGUGCAUGGGAAGCACCGCUUCAGAGUCUGUUCAUAGCGAGCCGUUCAGACAUGUUUCACAGCCCGCAGUCAGUCAGUCUAUUUCACGACAGGCGGGGCCGUCACUAGCCACGCCUAACGUGCAGAGGACGGUGGGAAUGUCGGGAUCAAACGCAGAAGAUCACAUCCUCAGUAGAAACAACUAUAGAGCAAAAAGGCUACUGAAUGUGUGGAGAGCAAAUCAGAAACUGUUCAUCUGCUCGGUCUGCAACAAAGGUUUCGCCCGCUUGUCCCAGCUGGAGGAGCACAAGAUCACCCACGAACCCUUCAAACCUUUCAGGUGCCUCGAAUGCGGGAAAUCUUUUACCCAGAAGACCCGGCUGAAAACGCACCAACGCGUGCACACGGGAGAGAGACCGUUUAGUUGCAAAAUCUGCGGCAAGAUGUUUUCGAGGCAGGACAACUGCCUGAGACAUGAGCGUUUCCACAGCGGGGUGAAGCCAUACAGCUGCGGGCAGUGUAGUAAAAGCUUCACAGUGCUGGGUAACCUCAAAAUACAUCUAGAGACUCACCUGCACGGACGAUAUUGUUACGAACGACGCCUCGUUUGGGGUGGUCACGUGAUUUUUGGCGUGGUAAAGCGAGGCAUCGAAACAUCUUUCCGCUGUUGCUUUGUAAGGUCGAUACAGUGUCGAGUGGUCCGCUUCGAGCGUAACAUCAUCAGCGGCACCAACUUGCAGCCUCAGCGCCGCGUCAGAGUUCAGGCUUCUCAGUCACUCGGUUGCUUUAUAAUAAUGUUGAGCAGCGUUGCUCUGCGGACUCAAAUUGCCUCCAUUAUCGAUGCCCUGUCCAAAGCAGCCGUGGCAGAAAUCUCCAAAGUUGUGGAGGAUGGUGAGGUGGUGUUGCGGCUGGAGAUGUGCCAGCGUGAAAACGAGAUCAAGAAGCUGAAGAGCAACAUCGAGCUUUUGCACAGCGAGCUGAGAGCAGCGCAAGAGAGGGUGACCCAGCGACCUGCAACACACAGGAGAGAUGAUGGUCAGAGCGUCACUGGGGAGGAGAGGACUUUGCUGGAAAAGGUGCACGCUGAUAAGGACCAAAACAGCCUGUCGAUACCUGAGGUGCAGGUGAAAUGCGAACCUGUGGAAGAGGGAGGUGAAGAGGCCAGAGGACAACCCGGCCAGCUGGGAGAAGAGCUGGGUUUGUAUGAGAGGGACCUUGCACAGUGGAGACCAGCGACACAAACUGAGAUGGAACGCAACAACUCAGACGAUUUAAAUUUAGGGCAAAACUCCCAGCUGUGUCUUCCCGAAUCCUCUCUGGACACCGGACUAGCCGUGUCGUGCAGCAGCUCCGGUGGGUUCCAGCAAAGCCCGUUCAGCCGAGGGCUGCUGGGUUACAGUCAGUACCGUAACUUGUACAACACAGUACGGAGGAGGACGGUGAAGAGAUUAAUGUUUAAGAAAGGCUUCAUCUGUCCGUAUUGCGGUAAAUGUUUCGAGCGUGCCGGGCACCUCGAGAGGCAUAAAAGGAUUCACACCGGUGAGAAACCGUACCACUGCGAGAUAUGUGGGAGACGCUUCAAUCAGAAGUGUAGCCUCAAAGAGCACACAAAGAUUCACCGAAGAUGUAUUCAGCCAAGACCAGUUGAGAUCCAAGUGGCCGAACAGAAACCGGUUCCUGAGGAGAAGCCGGGUACUGAUACUCGUCACUCUGAGGGAGAGAGCCACAGCACUGCUGAGGAUGGCCUACCUAAGAUUGAGGACACUCCUCCAGCACCAGUACAGGUCAAAUCUGAGCCUAUGGAGGAAAAUAUAGCGCAACCACUAUUUCUUGGAGAAAACGGACAGAUAAGGGAAGGUGUAGAUGACCUCAGGGAGAACUUCACAGCAUUUGAGAGAGACAGCCAACAAUGGAUGUCCAGGUUACAAGGGCAAAACAACUCUGAGAUGAGUAGCACAGAAUAUCUGGGCAGUUCAGGACAGAAUAUAAUGUCCUUCCCAGGGAUGGCUCAGUUACUCCCACCACAAGUAGAGGCUUCCCAUAGCAACUUCCCCUUUCAGGGGAAACCGUUUGGGGAACUCAAAAACAGCAUGAUGUCCCAGCCACCGUAUGGGUCCUCAGAAACACUCCUGCUUCCAAGUGAAGCUGUUCACGCCGGCCUGCCUGGUCUGCAGGGGGACUCACUAGAUCACCAUCGACAGAGGAGAAGCAGGUCUUUCCAGGUGAUCAAACCAAAGAAAUGCUUCAUCUGCUCGUACUGUGGCAAGGUCUUUGAGCGUGGAGGGCACCUUGAGAGACAUUUACGAAUUCACACUGGGGAGAAGCCAUACGGCUGCCAUAUCUGUGGGAGGUGCUUCAAUCAGAAGAGUAGCCUCAAGGGCCACAUGAAGACGCACAGAAAUGGGGAGAACACAGAACUGCUGGAGGCACAUCACAUGAUGUUUACAAUGCCUGAUAAUCAACCGUUGGAGCACCUGGCAGAGCCCAAGACUGGACUGGCAGCUUUAGACGAACAGCUAUCCGGCUCCACGUACAACGAGACACUUUGCGAACAAGUGGUAAUGGUAAAGCUGGAGCCCGAUAGUAAAGAUUUUCAGACUCUAAGUCAGACAGGGAAUGAUGACGCCACAGCAGCACCAGACCAAAGUCAGCUAUGGACAACUGGGACAGAGAGGAGGGAUGAUGCCACUGAACAGUCUGUCUGUGUAUUUUUACAUGACGUUAAGUAUCACCUCAAUCCUGCUGCUGGAGCAGCAAAUGACCAGAGAGAAUAUAUAUCACCAUUCAAGGAUCUGCCUUUUCUAGACGACAAAGAAAAGGUGGAAAUGAUGCACAAUCCAUUAAUGGGAAUACAAUGUAGAAGCUCUGACAUGACUUUAGCACCUGAGCUGCGAGAUCAACAUGUUACACAAGAGGUGUCUGUGAAUGAGUACACAGCAGGGAGUGAUAGGACCCAGGAGGGAGGUGUAUUUGACUUUAAUAUGACUGACUCAGGCAACUGUGAGAAUAACUGCAGUGGAGAUGCCACCAGGCAAAACUGCUUUAUAUGCUCAACUUGUGGGAAAAGCUUUGACAGUUUCAGUUUAUUUCAAAAACACCAGUGUAAAAAUGUCACUGAGCAAUAAUUCAGCUGUGAGAUAUGUGGUAAGAUUUUGAAUCAGACGGACAUUUUGAAAUUGCACCUUAAAGAGGACCUAUUAUGUUCAUUUCCUACUCUAUAUUUUUCUUUUGUGACUCCACUAGAGUAGCUUUGUAUGAU